Molecule: messenger RNA, 456 nt
Organism: Caenorhabditis auriculariae
Lineage: Eukaryota; Metazoa; Nematoda; Chromadorea; Rhabditida; Rhabditidae
Source: the annotation of a GenBank genome assembly
AUGUCGCAAUGGAUGAAUAUCGACUAUGGUUUCAAGGAGGAGCUGAUGCGGACGCGAGAACGUGUCGAAGAGUUGUUUUAUUUUGAAGGAGCCAAGGUGGGCUCUUUUUUUGAAGUUUGUCCGAAAUUAAAUUGGAUUGAAGAUUGGCCGCGGAACCUAUGGCCUGGUCUACAAAGCGACGCCGAAAGUACAGUCGAAAAAGUAUCCAGCGAAGGAAUACGCGUUGAAAAUGAUCGAAGGCCAGGGAUUUUCCAUGUCGGCCUGCAGGGAAAUCGCCCUUUUUCGGGAGUUGAAGUGGGAGAAAUCGAUUGAAAAUAAGAUGAGAAGAUAGGAAAUUCUUCAGACAUCAGAAUCUGAUCUGUCUGCAACGGGUUUUCCUGACAAGCGAGAAAAAAGUCUGGUUAUUGUUGGAUUAUGCGGAGCACGACCUCUGGCACGUCAUCAAGCAUCACAGGA